CACAAUAAUACUUUUUUCUUCUUCUUAUUUUUCUGUUAACAGUUAUAAUCAUGGCCACUACAUGGUUUUCUUUUUUCUUGAGUUUCCUUUUGCUUUUGCAUGGUAAUUUUGCUCAGCAAAGGUACCAACAGCAACAAGGUCAGUGUCAAAUUAACAGACUCAAUCCACAAGAGCCUUCCUUUAGAAUGCAAGCAGAAGCUGGAGUUACUGAGUUUUUUGACACAAAUAAUCAGCAAUUUCAAUGUGCUGGAGUUUCACUAUUUCGUCAUGUUAUUCAGUCCAGAGGCCUUUUCUUGCCUUCUUAUACUAAUUCUCCACUGCUUGCCUAUGUUGUUCAAGGUAGAGGAUUUUAUGGGAUAAUGAACUCGGGUUGCCCCGAGACAUUCCAAUCAUCUCAACAAACUCAACAGAGAAUUAGAGGCAGAAGAUUUCAAGAUCGUCAUCAAAAGAUUGAACAAUUUAGGCAGGGUGAUAUUAUGGCAUUUCCUGCAGGUGCUGCACAUUGGCUAUAUAAUGAAGGAAAUGAAGAAGUUGUUCUUGUUGUUCUUGAAGAUGCCUCUAACAAUGCCAAUCAAUUGGAUCAAACCUCUCGGAGGUUCUUUAUUGCUGGAAACCCGCAACAAGGACAACAACAACAACAACAACAAGGGAGACAGUACGGGGGCAGCACUAUGCGAAGGGAGCAAUUUCGAUCAGGCAAUGUUUUCAAUGGCUUUGACAUAGAAGUUCUAUCAGAAGCAUUUGGCGUUGACAGGGAAACGGCGAGGAGGCUACAAGGACAAGAUGACAUGAGAGGUCAUAUUGUUAGUGUUCAAGAAGGGCUUAGAGUAAUUAGACCACCUUUUUCACAAGAACAAGAAGAACAACAAGAACAAGGACAAUAUGGUCGUGGUCCUAUGAUUAAUGGAAUUGAAGAGACAAUUUGUACUGCUAAGGUUAGAGAAAACAUUGACAAUCCUGCUCGUGCUGAUAUAUACAACCCGCGUGCAGGACGUUUAAGCACUGUCAAUCGUUUCACUCUGCCCAUUCUUAGCUUCCUCCGACUCAGUGCUGCUCGGGGAGUUCUCUACAGAAAUUCGAUGAUGGCACCACAUUGGUACAAGAAUGCACACAGCAUAAUCUACAUAACGAGAGGCGAAUCAAGAAUUCAGAUAGUAGAUCACAGAGGACAAGCAGUGCUAGAUGAUCAAGUUCGCGAAGGACAAUGUUUAGUAGUGCCACAGAACUAUGCAAUUGUAAAACAAGCAGGAAAUGAAGGAUGUGAAUGGAUAGCAUUCAAUACUAAUGACAAUGCCAUGAUCAACACCUUGAGUGGCCGUACCUCGGCCAUUCGCGGGCUGCCCCUGGAUGUCAUUGCCAAUGCUUAUCAGAUAUCGAGGGAUGAAGCGCGAAGGCUUAAGUUUAACAGGGAUGAAACGCUCAUUUUCCGUUCUACUAGAAGAUCGCCGCGUUCCUAUGGAAGAGUAAUUGGUCUGGUUGAUGAGGCUAAUAGUACUAGUAUUGCUUGAUAAUUAGAGGAGGACUUGAGGUAUUAUGUUCUCAUAUGUAAUAUUAUGUAAGUGCGGCAUGUUUCUGCAAUUGAGAAAGAGGGCAAAUGAAGAAUAAAUUUCUAAAUAAAAAGAAUCUU
This is a messenger RNA of Nicotiana attenuata, 1627 nucleotides long. RefSeq names its product legumin A-like. Bases 51 to 1508 code for a protein of 485 amino acids. The transcript has 6 exons. NCBI's taxonomy places the organism in Eukaryota, Viridiplantae, Streptophyta, Magnoliopsida, Solanales, Solanaceae. Gene Ontology annotation, molecular function: nutrient reservoir activity. The record is from RefSeq and is a predicted model, not a curated record.